UAAAAGGUUCCCCAGAGCGCGCUCGCAGAGCCGUUGCUGGGGGCGACGCCGGGCGGAAGAGGAGCGGCGGCGGACGCUUCGCGCGCCAUUUUCAAACGGCCGCCUCGGCCCACACCGCCGCUCCAACUUCCUGGGAGGCUUUUUUUGUGUGAAGAAAGGCGGGGGAGAAAGAAGCGAAGGUCCCAUUUUUUCACAAAAGACAGUUCAAAAAUAUCUUCACAAUGAGCACAGCUGCAGAACGAAAGUUCAUUAAUCUAAGGAAGCGGUUGGAUCAGCUGGGUUAUCGACAACCAUUAGGAGUGGAGAGUUUGCCUUUGGUGGAAAAGCUUUUUAGUGACCUUGUUCAUACAACUGAGAGCCUCCGGAGUGCUAAGCUAUCUGCUGGAAAACUUGAAAAAGAAUACAGCAACUUUGACGUUGUUCUAGAACCUUAUCGAGAAGAAAAUGCUAGGCUCACCCGUGAAAACAAUGAACUACAUUUAGAAAUUCUGAAACUGAAAGAACAAUUGGAAAAGCAGGUCAAAGGUUUGAAAACUACACUGAGGAAAGUUGAACAUGAGAAUGCAGAUAUGAAAUUUUUGAAUAACCAGUAUAUACAUAAAAUUAGAUUGUUAGAGAAAGAGAACAAAGCCAAGACUGACAAGAUCCAGCAACUCCAAGAAAAAAAUCUGCAAGCAGUGGUUCAGACACCAGGUGGUAGGAAAAGAAAUAUUCCGUUUAGGCGUCAGCGUAUGCAGAUAGACCAGCCAGUCCCUCCCUCAGGAAUCGGUGCUUAUCCAAUUCCUCAGCCAGAUGACCCAUAUAUUGCAGAUCUUCUUCAAGUGGCUGACAACAGAAUUCAUGAACUGCAGUUAGAAGUGUCAGACUUGCAAGAAAAGCUAGAGAUAGCGGAACGUGAGGUGAAAAAUUACAGCAAACAGGUUGAGCUGCGAGACAGUGAGAUUGAGCGUUUAGGCCUGGCACUGGAUGGCGGUCGCUCUCAUGAUGUCAUAUCUUUGGAAGCCAGAAGCAGAAGUAAUGAAAAAAUUAUUGCUCACUUAAAUUUACAGAUUGAAUUUCUGCAGCAAACAAACAAAGAGCUUGAAAUGCGCAUACAAGAUCUUCUGGACAGUAAGCAAAAUGUCACUAGUGAAGUGGCUCAUUUAAGCAAUAAAAAUGAAGAACUGUGCCAAGAAUUGAGUGAAAUAGAUCAGUUGGCACAACAGUUGGAAAGGCACAAAGAAAUUGUGCUUGAGACUGCAGAUAAAGAAAUUGGACAGGCUAAGGAAGAGAUUAAAAAAACAUACAGCGAAAUCCAGGAUCGUGAAGAGACAAUAGCGAAGCUUAAGUCAGAGUUAUCUACAUAUCGGCGAGAAAAAGACAGGCUGACCGAAGAACUCUAUGGAAAAACUGAUGAAAAACAAAAUCUUGAAGUGUUGUUAAACCAGGUUCAACUAGAGAACCAUAGACUGGCCAAAAAACUUGAAAACCUUGAAAUAAUAGAUCGGGAGCUUGUUAUAGAACUAGAGAAAAUGAGAUUAGAAGGCGGAAUAGCACUGGGGGACAAAUCACCUUCUCGUCUGGAUGCAUUUGUAAAAACUAUAGAAGAAGACAGGGACUACUAUAAGCGUGAACUAGAGUGUCUCCAAAAGAUAAUUAAACAAAGAUCUAGCCCAUUACGCAAGUCCCCAGAAAAGAAUGGUGAUCUAAGAUUGGUCACCCGAGAAAGAGAUGAGCUACAGUCUAUGCUAGAAAGAUUUGAAAAGCACAUGAUAGAAAUUCAAUCUAAUGUCAAACUCUUAACUGCAGAAAGAGACAAACUAAGCAUUCUUUAUGAACGGUCUCAAGAUGAGUUAAACCGUCUACGGAGAGAAACAAAAACUUCUUUAAUGACACAAAGUUACGCAGAAGAGGAGCGGAACAUUGCGAUGUCCGAUUUCAGAAGAGUGGUGGCAGAGAAAGAAGGACUAAGAGAGAAGUUAAAGAUCCAUCAGGAUGAAAAAUCAAAGUUAGAACAGGAAAUAUCAGACUUGGAAAACACUGUUCACAGAUUGGAGACUGAACAUCUUGAUCAAGUAACUACUAUUUCAUUGUUAAAAAACAAAAUAGUCUGCUUAGAAGAUGAAUCAAAUAUUAAGUCUCAUCAGCUGUCUCAGUUGUCUGAAGAUGCUUCACAAUUUAAAACAGAAAUAAACUCCCUUCAACUACUAAAUGAACAGAUACAAAAGUCUUUAGAUGAAGUGCAGCAUCAGUUGGCUCUUAAAGAUGAUGAACUUCAUUUGGCUCAAGAAGAAAUUUUAUUGCUUGAAGAAAAAACAGGUAAAUUCAGUAAUAAGCACCAUGCACAGGAUGAGACCAUCAGUGUGCUCAGAAGUACAAUUAAUGUCUUGGCUAAGGAAAAGGACAGCCUCCAGGAAAGUAUAGAUGAAAAGACAGAAAGAGUUGCUUAUCUAGAUGACAAUUUAGCCAAUAAGGAAAAAACUAUCCUCAAUUUGCGACAAACUCUUACUCAGUUAGAGUCGUCCUUAGACCAAUUAAAGGAUGCCUUAAGCGGUAAAGACCGAGAACUAGCCAGCGUCCGUCGCCAGAUCGAGGCAGCACAUUCUGAGCUUGGUGAAGUCAGCAGGGUGAAAGAAAUGGCCUUGAAAGAGAACAGAAGAUUACAGGAUGAUCUAUCCACAAUGGCCAGAGAAAACCAGGCAAUCUCAUCUGAACUGGAAUCAGCAUUACGUGAUAAAGAAGAAAUGAAAAUUAGAGUUCAUAAUUACAUAACAGAAGUCUCCAGGUUUGAAAGUUUAAUGGCCUCAAAGGAAAGAGAAAACAAGGAGCUGUUGGAAAAGUUCCAGAUGCUCUAUAGCCAAGCUGAAAACUGGGAAGUAAAGGCCCAUCAAGCUGAGGGGCAAAGCAGCUCUGUACGACUGGAACUCCUUUCUGUUGAUACUGAGAGACGGCAUCUUAGAGAGAGAGCGGAACUACUGGAAAAAGAAAUUCAGGAGCAUAUCAUUGCCCACCAAGCUUAUGAAUCACAGAUCUCUUCAAUGGCAAAAAGUAUGGCCAAACUAGAGGAGAGUCUCAAACGUGAAAAAGAAGAAAAGUCUUCCAUCUCUGUUGAUGUGGUUUCUGUUAGAGAGCUGUGUGCCAAACUGGAGUCCAGCAAAGAAAGUCUCUCACGUCAGUUAACAUCCAAAUCUAUGGAGUUUGAGAGGGUAAUAUCAGAAUGUGAAGAUGCAAGAGCGGAAACAGAACUGUUAAAAAAACAAUUGUCCAGUGAGCGGCUUACAAUACAGAACUUGGAAACACUCUUGUCUACCAGCAGAGACAAAGAUUUUCAGAAUCAUUUGAUAACCCAUGAGAAAGAUUCAGAAAUACAGCUACUUAAGGACAAGUUAACACUCUCGGAGAGUAAAUUAACGAGCGUUAAUAGGGAAGUUUCAAUAACUCGAAAUAAACUUGCACAGCUGCAGGCUGAUUAUGAUAUUGUGAAAAGGCAGCUGACAACAGAACGAUUUGAAAGGGAGCGUGCCAUUCAAGAGAUGCGUCGACAUGGUCUCUCUACCACUUCGCUACGUGCCUCAUCCCCGCUUAGUUCAACUUUUAAAACUUCACAUUCUCCAGAAAGAACAGCUACAGUGGUAACAGAACAAGCAGACAAUUCAGUGAUAAAGUUUGAGGAGUUGCCACAGCUGAGCUCCAGCUUUUAAUGGCGUAAAAUAAGGCAGGUUAGUUUAGAAAAACUAUUAGGUAAGUGAAGUAAGACUCUUGUUGCAAAAAGACUGAUAAACUUGAAGUUAUUGUCACAAUAAUGUCAUAUUAUAUUAGCAGGUUCUGGAAUAUGUUUCUUAACAGUCAACUUUAUAUGUGUUGACUGUGUAUCAUCUCUGUCCACUAACCUUUUCAGAGCAUAGAAGCAUACAUUAAGCACAGAGCUACCUCUGCCCACAACUCGGUUCAUUUUUUCUAGUUUUGUUUCAUUUUAAAGAAAAAAAUCUUAAUUAUGGGACUUCCAUAAUAUGCAAAGCUGAUCUGUUUGUGUUUCAGUGUGAAUAGAAUUCUGGAUUAAGGGUAUAUCUGAAUUGUCUCUUUUCAGUAUAUUAAUCUUGUUUAACAUACUUUUGCUGUAACAUAUGUACUUAAUGGUAUAAUACACAUGUACUUAAUGGUAUAAUACACAAUAUACUGUCUAAUGUGAAGGAACUUCAGUUUUCCAAACAUAAUUGCAGAUUGAUUUAAAACUUUUCUUCAAAAGCACAUAUUUUCCAGUUUCCAUUAUAGAAACUGCUAUGAAGAACAGAAAAGGAAUAUGACAUACGACAAAAACGGAAGCCCCAAAUCCUGAAGUUGGCUGUGUCUAGGUUGCUUUUAAUAAAACUGUGAAAGCAUAUUGUUUUAAUAAAUAAAAUAUAUAUUAACUGGAAUAAUUGUCUCAGCAGAAAUACUGUGUUAAAUUUAAGGAUGACCAUAUAUUGUUUUUAAGGUAUUGACAGUUCAUUAGUAUGGUACGCUUUCAUACCUUCACAUCAUUCACAGUGAAAGUGGUAACAGAACACACACACAAAUUGUGGACAUGUUCUCAAUAUGCCAUGAAAUGUGAUCUUUUUGAACAUUUCCUUUGACUUUUCAAAUCAGCAUCAGUACUUGAUGAAAACUCAGCUGACCAGUGGCUUAGGUUCAAAACUAC
This is a messenger RNA of Podarcis muralis (Common wall lizard), 4657 nucleotides long. RefSeq names its product centrosomal protein 135 (gene CEP135). Lineage: Eukaryota; Metazoa; Chordata; Lepidosauria; Squamata; Lacertidae. The record is from RefSeq and is a predicted model, not a curated record.